UCAUUGUUAAAUUAUAGUAAUGCUACUUGGCACAGGAACUCAUAGAUGUUGAAGGUGAUGGUAUGGCUGAUAUGGUAUUCCGCUGUAUCCAAGAGAUGGAUAUUGAUAACCGUAUGAUGCUUUAUCAGCACAUUGUUCUAAGUGGGGGGAGCACCAUGUACCCUGGACUACCAAGUCGGCUGGAGAGGGAAAUUUCAGACCGAUACCUCGAUGUUGUCCUUAAAGGAAACAAAGAUGGAUUGAAGAAGCUGAGAUUAAGGAUAGAGGACCCACCAAGAAGAAAGCAUAUGGUGUACCUUGGGGGUGCAGUUCUUGCCGGGAUAAUGAAGGAUGCACCAGAGUUUUGGAUCAGUAGGCAAGAUUAUCUGGAGGAAGGGCUUGCCUGUUUGAGUAAGUGUGGCCAGGCAUAAUUUUGGAAUACUUCCUCAACUCGAAUGGAAAAAACGGGAUGCCACUUCUGUUUGCUUUCCGGAACCGAGCAGAAACGAGGUUUUUCGCCUAAUUUUUUUUGGAGGGAGGGAACUGGGUGUAAUCAACUGCUCAAAUGGUAUGGAAAGUUCACAUUAUAGUGGUGAUGACUAGUUCAAUGAUGGUUUUUUGGAAGAAAACUUUUAAUAGUUGUGUGUGUAUUAACUUUGUAACUAAAUAAACCAUAAAUUUAUAUAUAUCUUUGUUGCUAACUAGACAAACCAUUAUGGUGGGGAAGUUCUAGGCUUUUUAAGCGAUUAUGGCGUACAGUGACUUGGUUUAAACUUCAAAUUUAUGAACACAUUGUUUCGGAGA
Messenger RNA from Beta vulgaris subsp. vulgaris (sugar beet), 783 nucleotides. RefSeq names its product actin-related protein 2-like. Gene Ontology annotation, molecular function: actin filament binding. Gene Ontology annotation, biological process: Arp2/3 complex-mediated actin nucleation. Bases 63 to 410 code for a protein of 115 amino acids. The transcript has 5 exons. The record is from RefSeq and is a predicted model, not a curated record. NCBI's taxonomy places the organism in Eukaryota, Viridiplantae, Streptophyta, Magnoliopsida, Caryophyllales, Amaranthaceae. Gene Ontology annotation, cellular component: Arp2/3 protein complex; actin cortical patch.